Molecule: messenger RNA, 1065 nt
Organism: Asparagus officinalis (garden asparagus)
Lineage: Eukaryota; Viridiplantae; Streptophyta; Magnoliopsida; Asparagales; Asparagaceae
Product: nascent polypeptide-associated complex subunit alpha-like protein 1
Exons: 4
Coding region: 145-747 (200 amino acids)
Biological process (GO): protein targeting to membrane
Cellular component (GO): nascent polypeptide-associated complex; cytoplasm
Source: RefSeq, a predicted model, not a curated record
GCUCACCGUUAGCCUGGGCUCACUGUGGCAUUUUUGUAAUUUAAAUUAUUAGGGUUUUGUUCCUUCUAAGAAAAUUGGGUGGUUUUAUAUCUAGGGUUUUCUCAUUUUACGGCGGCAUCUUCCAAAUUCGAUCGAGAAGAAACCAUGACUGCUCAGACCCAAGAAGAACUCCUCGCAGCUCAUCUCGAGCAGCAAAAGAUCGAUCCUGAUGAGCCUGUAGUUGAAGAUGAUGAUGAUGAAGAUGAUGAUGAGGAUGAUGAUGAUAAGGAUGAUGAUGCUGAAGGUCAAGAAGGUGAUGCCACUGGAAGAUCAAAGCAGAGCAGAAGUGAGAAAAAGAGCCGCAAAGCUAUGCUGAAACUUGGAAUGAAACCCAUCACAGGUGUCAGCCGUGUCACUGUGAAGAAGAGCAAGAAUAUACUCUUUGUCAUAUCAAAACCAGACGUGUUCAAGAGCCCAAACUCAGACACAUACGUCAUUUUUGGGGAGGCCAAGAUCGAGGACCUAAGCUCUCAGCUUCAGACACAGGCAGCAGAGCAAUUCAAGGCUCCUGAUCUCAGCCAUGUGGUCUCCAAACCAGAGACAUCUGCAGCUGCUCAAGAUGAUGAAGAUGUUGACGAGACUGGUGUUGAGCCCAAGGAUAUCGAGCUGGUCAUGACUCAGGCUGGCGUUUCGAGGGCCAAGGCCGUCAAGGCCCUCAAGGCUGCUGAUGGUGAUAUUGUGUCUGCUAUCAUGGAGCUCACAAAUUGAUGAGGUCAUUCUGUGAGAGGAUGUGCCUUGAGAGAGCAGCAGAUUUUGUUUUGGUCUUUGCUCAUAGAAAACUUGAGAACAAUCCAAUCUCUGUUAUGUUUGUUGCCUAUACCUGGAAAUAUUUUUACUCAAGGUGGUGUUGCAUUAGUACCAGUAUGGUUUUAUCUGAUUGAUGAUGCGUUAUAAUUAGGCUUCAUUUUGAAUGUCUGUCAUGUGAUUGUUUAGACGUUCAUGUGCUGGCAAUGGAGGGAUGCUUCUGUUUCCAAAGAGUGAUUGUUCAUAUGUUCUGAUGUCAUAUGUGAACGGAUCUUAUUGUUA